Messenger RNA from Scleropages formosus (Asian bonytongue), 2392 nucleotides. RefSeq names its product ring finger protein 139 (gene rnf139). Gene Ontology annotation, cellular component: Derlin-1 retrotranslocation complex; endomembrane system. The coding region runs from base 130 to 2148 and encodes 672 amino acids. The transcript has 2 exons. The record is from RefSeq and is a predicted model, not a curated record. Gene Ontology annotation, biological process: proteasome-mediated ubiquitin-dependent protein catabolic process; ERAD pathway. Gene Ontology annotation, molecular function: zinc ion binding; ubiquitin protein ligase activity. NCBI's taxonomy places the organism in Eukaryota, Metazoa, Chordata, Actinopteri, Osteoglossiformes, Osteoglossidae.
GGGAGGAGAGUGAAUAUGGCGGAAUUCGCGGAACCCGUGAAGUAGCACUGCGAUUUAAGCAGCUAACAAGUGUGGGAGCGGAGGGUUUGAAUCCCGUGCGGGCAGACCGAGUCCUCCAGCUGCGCUGCCAUGGCGUCCCCUUACACCCGAAUCACCCAGCAGGCCCUGGCUGUGUUGGAUGUAGUAUUCCGAGUGCCCUGUAUCUUCAUCAUCGACGCCAUUUUUAACUCUUACUACUACGACCCCAUGUCCGGCUGGGCCGAGGCUGCUGCCAGGAUCUUGUUCAGAUUUGUCGGUGUCCUGUUGUCCGGUGUCGUGCUGGUCUUGUCUCAGAAGGCGCUCUUCCGAUUCUACACGCUCUUCUUUGCAGUGCUGCUGGGGGCGGCGUCUGUGCUCGUCAAUUACUACGCCACAUCACACAUAGACUUCUACAGCGCUUACUACCGGGCAGCCCUCGGCUUCAGGUUGUUGCCCAAGAACGGACCCACUUUAUGGCUCGCCAUGGCUAUGGUGCAGCUCAUGUUUGGCAUUGGGUACGUGGUCCUGCUCAACAUCCAUUCCGUGUGUGCUGUGCUGGUCGUCCUUGAUGUCCUGAUCCCUAUCUGGGGGCUGAUUGUUGAGUUGCCCGCUGACACGCGGCAGAUGGUGGCUGUUGCCUCCGGGCUCUUGCUGGCCAUGAACACUGCUGUGUACCUCACCCUGAAGCUCAAGUGGUUCUACUACUCCUGCCGCUACGUCUACCUGCUGUUGCGCCACAUGUACCGCAUCUACGGCAUCCAGCUCCUGGUGGAGGACACGUGGAAGAGGAUCCGAUUUCCGGACGUGCUCCGGGUCUUCUGGCUGACACGAAUGACCGCCCAGGCCAUCAUUCUGGUCUACGUGGUCAAGGUGGUGAGCAAUGAAACCGGAGACCAAAAUUACAUAACCUGGGAUGUAUUCUGGGACUUGUUCAGUAACUUGAUCAUCAGCGGCUGUGACUCGACACUGACCGUUCUUGGCAUGAGCGCGGUCAUCUCUUCGAUAGCACAUUACUUAGGUCUGAGCAUCUUGGCCUUCAUCGGCUCCACAGAGGAGGAGGACAAGAGGCUGGGCUUCGUGGCGCCCGUCCUCUUCUUCAUCCUUGCUCUCCAGACUGGUCUGAGCGGCCUGGAACCGGAGGAGAGGCUGGUACGCCUCAGCCGCAAUAUGUGCCUUCUGCUCACGGCUAUCCUGCACUUCAUCCACGGGAUGACGGAUCCGGUCCUCAUGUCUCUCAGUGCCUCCCACAUAUCGUCCUUCAGACGGCACUUCCCCGUCCUCCUGGUGUCGCUCUGUCUUUUCGUGCUGCCCGUCCUGCUGAGCAUCGUGCUGUGGAAUCACUACGAGCUCACUACCUGGCUGUUUGCUGUCACCGCCUUCUGCGUGGAGCUCUGCCUCAAGGUCGUCGUCUCCUUAACCGUCUACGGACUCUUCAUGGUGGACAGCUACUACGGUGUGCUGUGGGAGAAGCUGGACGACUACGUGUACUACGUCCGCUCCACCGGCAACAUCAUCGAGUUCAUCUUCGGAGUCAUCAUGUUCGGGAACGGCGCUUACACCAUGAUGUUCGAGUCGGGGAGCAAGAUCCGGGCAUGCAUGAUGUGCCUCCAUGCCUACUUCAACAUCUACCUGCAGGCCAAGAAUGGCUGGAAGACGUUCAUUAACCGACGGACUGCGGUGAAGAAGAUCAACUCGCUACCGGAGGUGAACGGCAGCCAGCUGCGUAGCAUCGAGGACGUGUGCGCCAUCUGUUACCAGGAGUUUGCCACGUCUGCGCGCAUCACGCCGUGCCACCACUACUUCCACGCCCUUUGCCUGCGCAAGUGGCUGUACAUCCAGGACACGUGUCCCAUGUGCCACCAGAAAGUCUACAUCGAGGAGGACUCUAGGGACAGCGCCUCCUUUUCUAACAACAACGGCUACGUGGCGCCCAACGCAAAUGCCGGCGAGUUUGGUGAAGCGGGUCGAGCCGACGUCGCCGCCGCUGCCGGGGGUCCCGAGUUAGAGAACGAACUCUUGGAGGACAACGACAGUAUUGAGUACGAUGAGGACGAAUGGGGCACUCAGAACGCUGGCACACCUAUAGAGGAGGAAUACAUUAACGAUGACACGGACUCCAGUGAGGAUUGACCAUAGUGUUUUUGUUAAAAAAUAAUUAAAAAAAAAAAAGAUUAACAUCAGGGAUUUUUCCCCCCCACAUUUUGAUUUUUUUUUUUUUAUUUUUUAAAUUGGUUUAUUUUCCAAGGGCUUUUAGAAGUUACAAUAUAACUAUUAUGAACAUGUUUGUGUUACAAGUGUGUGAAAGGAUGGCUGACAGUGUCCAGCGCGAGCGACAUUCCUGCAGCAUAUAGGGAUGCUGUCGCCCCCCCCCUCC